AUGACGCUCAUGGCCAUCGUGCACGGCUUUGGAUUACUCACCUUAACCGUCCCGGAAAACGAUCUCACGGCGAACGGGUUCGACAACAGCACCGCGCGUACGCUCCUCGCGCUGUUUGCGUUCGAUGUCGUCGCGUACUGGCGCGUGCUCGGAAGCGAUCCCGGAUACGUGGACGCGAGCGAGGACGCGAACGACGACGCCGAGGACGGCGAGCGACGCGCGUGCGAAAAAUGCGCCGGCGCGCGCGUGCCGCUGCGAGCGAAACACUGUCACGUGUGCGAAAGAUGCGUGCGAAAAUUUGAUCAUCACUGCUUUUGGGUCGGGACGUGCGUGGGCGAGCGGAACCACGGACGGUUUUGGUGGUUUUUGUUGGCGCAGUCGUGCGUCGCGGCGCACGCGUGUUGGAUCGCGGUCACGGGCGUCGUGGGAGCGACGGUGAAUCACGCGACGUGGUUCGAUGUCUGGCGUGAUAACGCGUGGAGUGCGAUGGCGUGCGGAUACACGCAAAUGAUGACGCUGUUUGUGGGAUUUUUAUUCGUGUUUCACAGUUAUUUAUUGCUCAGCGGGCAGACGACGUGGGAGGUGAGCAGCGAGCAGCGGGUGACGUAUUUGCGGUCUUUACCGCGCGGGAGCAAGCCAUUUGACGAGGGUGCGAUCGAAAACGCGCGCACGGCGUGUUUUCCGAGAAAGAUUCCCAAAACUUGGCGCAUUCCGAGUGUAGAAACGUUGCAGGCUCGAGAAAACGAGCAAACCUUCUUCCAAAACGAUCACUAUAGCUGCUUCUAG
Ostreococcus lucimarinus CCE9901 is the source of this 786-nucleotide messenger RNA. RefSeq lists its product with no specific name. Gene Ontology annotation, molecular function: protein-cysteine S-palmitoyltransferase activity. The record is from RefSeq and is a predicted model, not a curated record. Bases 1 to 786 code for a protein of 261 amino acids. The transcript has a single exon. Gene Ontology annotation, cellular component: endoplasmic reticulum; Golgi apparatus. NCBI's taxonomy places the organism in Eukaryota, Viridiplantae, Chlorophyta, Mamiellophyceae, Mamiellales, Bathycoccaceae. Gene Ontology annotation, biological process: protein targeting to membrane; peptidyl-L-cysteine S-palmitoylation.